This is a messenger RNA of Podarcis lilfordi (Lilford's wall lizard), 14923 nucleotides long. Lineage: Eukaryota; Metazoa; Chordata; Lepidosauria; Squamata; Lacertidae. The record is from the annotation of a GenBank genome assembly.
ACAGGCUUUCUGCCAGGGUAAGUCCACCCUACAUGAGAAUGAUCAUCCUCUGGCUGUUGUGCUGCUAAUACUGCAAAAGAGACCUUCCAUUCCAGGCAUGGUUCCAGGAGCAAAGUUUGUGAAGGCCAGGAUCGUGGUAGAAAAUAUGAGUUUAAAAUGUGUCACAAACACCAUGCUUCGUGCAAUUUGCGAGGUUAAUUUAAAAUACUCUGCUUAAGAAAAAUAUAUAUUUUAGAUUCAUAAAGAGACUGCACAUUCUUUUUGUAUGUUUGUUUGAGGCAGGGGGUGGGCGUUUACAUAGAUCCCUUACAGAAUCAAUAAAGUCUAAUGAUUGUCUACCGGUUGUGUAACCUGCUUAUCGGGGAUUGUCCACCAAUCCUUUUGAAACACUAGUAGUCUCUUCACGGUGCAGAUUAUUCACGGCUGUCGUGGACCAAAACUACUAAUAGAGUAAGACUAAUUGAUUUUUAUUCAUUUCUCUUGAGAUGUUAUGGCAAAGAUAUUUUAGACUGAAUUAUUUAAAAUUAUCCACAGGAAUGUCCAUAUUUCAUGUUUUCCAGUGAACUGUGAAAAGUUUCAAUUCAGUAUAAUUUAACUAUUUUGUUCCCAUUUUUGCUGGUGUGCCAAGACGACACAACUUGGCUAUUUUGCCUGUAAUUGAUUAGCAUAUAGUUAUUAGAAUAUAUAGCACUAGCUUUUACAACUGAAAUGCCAUUGCUCUGCUUUGAAAUAAUUAUGGUAGCACAAUUAAUCACAUCUUAUUUGCAACCUUGUAAUUAAAAACAAAAAUCAGCAUGGUUUUAUAUUAAUAACUGAAGAAAAGUAACCUUUUAACGGUUUUUACAAAAAAGAAAUUGCAACCUUUCAGCAGUUCCACUUGGUCAGGAGGACGUCCAAGUAUAUAAACAUAAUAUGCUUGGACCUCGAAAAAAGAUACUGACAAAAGACUCGUGAGUAACUCUGCAGCAGUAAUAAUAUCUUCUCAGAAGUAAGUCCUAUUGAAUUCUGAGGCGCUUACUCCCAGGUAAGUGGGGUUGGGUUGCAGGCUAAACCUAGCAAACGUGGUAAAUAGAGCUGUUCUUUUUAGUUCAGUAACUGGCUAAACAUAAAGCAGAUGGAAGGAAUAAACUUGUUUCAAAAUGGAGGCAAGUAGGCAAUGAACUGUACAAGGAUCUGUAUUGUGGAUGUGGACCAGUAUUUUUAUUUAACACCUAUAAAUGAGCUGGGGUUAAAGAGUGAACAGUGAGGUAGCCAAUUUGCAGAUGACACUUGAUUAUUCAGGUGAAUACUCAAGGAAAGAGCUCCAACAUAAUUUCUCCAAACUGAAUAACUGGGCAACAAAAUGGCAAACAAGAUUCAGUGCAAGUAAGUAUGUAACACUCAUUAGGGGGAACGAUUACCAACUUCAUAUAUACACUGAUGGGAUGUAAGAAAGCUGUGAAAAAGGGAAAUUCCAUACUUGGGAUCAUUAGGAAAGGGAUUAGAAAUAAAACUGCCAGGAUCGGAAGACAUUUAUAUAUAUCUAUUGAGUUGCCAAAUUGUGGAAUGCUGGGCACGCAUAAAUUAAAUAUAAUUGAGCUGGAAGCAGAAAAGGGCAAACCCAAUGAGCAAAUGUUAGAAUUUCUUUCAUAGGAGGAAAGCCUAAGGUGCUUGGGGCUCUUUUUCUUAAAAGGCAACAAAUAGAUGAUCGUGAAUAAAGUCUUAGAACAUUAGGCACGGUUUUGAUGAGGUAGGUAGAAAAAAUACUGUUCUCCCUCUCUUUUAAACCUAGAAAGUGGGGGGUCACCCUGUUAAACCAGUUCGCCAUAAAUUCAGAACUGCUGUUAAAUUACAAUAAAUGUACAGAAUUUGCUGCCACAAGAUAUGGUGACACAGCCCACUGGCUGAAAUGGGUUUCAAAGAGGAUUUAAAUCCAUGAGGUGAAAUGAUACUUCAGUUCUAAUGGCCACAGCUAAAAGGGAACUGCAGAAGGCCAGCCACAUGGGGCCAUUCUGCAUUUACCAUUUAUAGUGGUGUAGUUGCUGUUUGAUCCAGCGUUUGCCUGCUCCUUUUGGGCACAUAUCGCUGUUAUUAGCGAGUGAGUAUGCUGCUUUCCUUUCCACACAAAUUGUGGGUUGUGUCUGUACUGAGAAAAUAUCCAUACCUGUAGUAGCUUAGUGUUCCUCCAACCAUUAAAUUCUGGAGUUAUUUAUUUGAUCACUAUUAUUUAUUUAAUCAAAUUACAAGUUUGCUUUUAAGAAAGGGGGAGCUUAAUGUGAUAAGGUGGGGAUUUUUGAUUUACUUUAUUUCUCUUUCCUUUUAGAAGAGUAAUAUCUUUUAAACAAAAUUCAGUGUGAUCUUUUGAAGAAAGAUGACCGUUCAUCUCUCAGAAAAGAAGGGCAAUGUUUUACCUGACUUUCUGCAUCUGAAUGACUUGGGAUGUGAAUCUGUAGGAGGGAAGGUAAAUUCAAAGAAAUUCACCGAAACAACAGAGGUUCAUAAAAGUAGAUGAUGUUUAGCUUUCGUGCAGGGAUUUUGAAUUUAUUUUUUAAAAUAAAAUCUAACUUCUAGAGAUAUAAAGUCAUUAUCCUAAUUAUUUAUGAUACCAAGACAUGUUUGUCUGUUUGAAAAUAUUUUGGUAAUAGAAACAAUAGAUUUCCAUAAUUUAUUUUGAUAGCAUUUUAAAAUAAAAGUGCUGCAUAAAAUAUUACGUAAUUCAAAAGCAGCUCCUUCCUGCAGGGUUACAGACACAACUGCACACUUUCAAGUGUAAUGUUGGUGUUCUUGUGCAAAUGAUAUCACAGGUGCACAAGUUUAAGUGUUAUUGAGUGCAAUAAUAAUAGCAGUUGAACUAGGAUUUGUGUAGCCUCUUUCUCACAUACAAGACACCUAUUGGAUUUUCCUUUUGUGUUAUGUGGCGUGAUCAAGCUGGUGCAAUUGGAUAUCAUCCUACAGCACCUUAAGCAAUUUAAAACCAUAUCAAAUAUAGAACACAAUAAGUAUAAUAGCAAUAAUAAUAAUAAUGAUAAUAAUAAUUCAUAUGUAGCAUUUGAUUCAUUUCAAGAUAUCCAAUGUAUCCAGCAAGCCAUUCUGGUAAAGAUUAAAAAACAGAAUUCACUACUCAUUGAAUCCCCCCCCCUCACACACUAAAAGUCAUUUUGAACAAAUGCAGUUUUAGAGCUCACGUAAAAAACCAAGGUGAGGGCUGAUAGUAUGUCUCAGGGGAAGGAAUUCCAUAACUUAGGGGGCCAUCACUGGGAAGGCCCUGUCCCUCAUACCAGCCUGCCUAAACUCGAAGAGAGAUUUCCAAUGUCGCAUGUAAAAUAAAAUUAGUAGUUACAUGUAAAUUGUAGCUGUAAUUCAUGCUUCUUUUUUAUUUUGUAAAGGUUUUAUUUGCAACGGAUGACUUUUUUGCCCCUGCAGAAAAUCUCUUAAAGGUAGGUAUGCAAUAUCUAUAUUGCUCUUUGGAUUGCAGCUGUAUUCUGGUGAUAAAGGCCACUGCGAUCCUCUGAUGAAGGGUGGUGUAUAAAUUUAAUAGAUAAAUAAAGGCCAAUUAACAGUCUAAUGCUUAAGGUAAAGGUAAAGGGACCCCUGACCAUUAGGUCCAGUCGUGACCGACUCUGGGGUUGCGGCACUCAUCUCACUUUAUUGGCCGAUGGAGCCGGCGUACAGCUUCCGGGUCAUGUGGCCAGCAUGACUAAGCCGCUUCUGGCGAACCAGAGCAGCGCACGGAAAUGCUGUUUACCUUCCUGCCAGAGUGGUACCUAUUUAUCUACUUGCGCUUUGAUGUGCUUUUGAACUGCUAGGUUGGCAGGAGCAAGGACCAAGCAACGGGAGCUCACCCCGUCGCCGGGAUUCAAACCGCCGACCUUCUGAUCGGCAAGUCCUAGGCUCUGUGGUUUAACCCACAGCGCCACCCACGUCCCUCAAUGCUUAAGGUAUUGCUGCACAACUGCCUUUUCCAAGCUGUGAAAAGUUUGGAGGGGGCACACACUACAGAGUUUCGUUUCCUUUGUAUAAGAAUAAGCAUUUGGCCAAUUGUGGUAGUGAUAAUAUACAGUAGUUAGGUAUUUUCAGACUCUGGCCUUAAUGGCUGUACAUGGAAGAGUGUCUCUUUAGGUGGUAAUGGUGUGCAAUGUCACUUAUUUCAAAUGGCCUUACAUUACAAGGGCUCCCCUUAUAAACUAGCUCUGCUUCAUUUGGGGUUGUAGCCCACCGGAUUUCUGAACUGAAUUCCAUCCUCAAUGGCACCACUAUAUGGUAGAUGCUGUUCAAGUGCUAGGCCUUUUUCAGACUGACACCAAUCUCAAGGGAAUGGCCAUAGGCGGCUAGCCAGCCCACUAGCCCUUCCCUUGCCCAGUUCACUUUUAAUUGGGUUCAUUUCACAUAACAAACACAAAACUCCGAAUCAAGGCAUUCUGAAGCAUCUACAGUGGUACCUCAGGUUACAUACGCUUCAGGUUACAGACUCCGCUAACCCAGAAAUAUUACCUCAGGUUAAUAACUUUGCUUCAGGAUGAGAACAGAAAUCGCGCAGCAGCGGCGCAGGAGGCCCCAUUAGCUAAAGUGGUGUUUCAGGCUAAGAACAGUUUCAGGUUAAGAACAGACCUUCAACGAAUUAAGUUCUUAACCCGAGGUACUACUGUACUAUAAACAUAUAGGUUUGUACUUCUGUCAGCUUUAAAACUUAUUAUAAUGAAGGGCAUAAUGCAAGCACUACCUUGAUCUUUUUUAUAUUUGUUUGCUUAGAAACAAAGACCAGCAUAUCAUGCAGACCUAUUCACCGAGUUUGGAAAGUGGAGGGAUGGAUGGGAAACCAGGAGGAAGCGCAUUCCAGGUAAAACAGCUGAACCGACAAUUAUUUAUUUUUAGAAGACUUUUCUUUUCUGAGAGAAUUUCUGAGAUUAUGGCGAAAGGUGGGUAAGGAAUCUUAUAAAUAAAUAGGAUGGAAAAUUUCCUAAAUCUACAUAUAUUAACUUUGGUUGGGUGUUGCAUUUUAAAGCUUCUUCCUUUGCGUCUUAGGUCAUGAUUGGUGCCUCAUUCAACUGGGGGUGCCAGGUACGAUUUAUGGGUUUGAGGCAGACACAUCUUACUUUGCUGGAAACUGCGCUCCUCAGAUAUCAAUCCAAGCUGCUUGCUUGAAGCCAGGUAACUUAAGAUCUCAAGAACUUUGUAGAGGUUCUGAUGAUGCUGUAUUAAAACAUGGAAAGGUGACAGGAAAGGGAUCCUAGCGGGAGCAACAUCAGGAGAACAGUCACGUUGCCUGAAACCCAGUGGGUGAUGAGCAUCAUUGAGAGAUACCAUACUUUUCUUCAAGGCCUAGGGCCAUAGCUGUCAACUUUCAGAUUUGAAAAUAAGGGAUCAGCAGCCUCACCUGUCCCAGGGACAGUAUACAGGAUAUCUAACAAUCCAGGAUAGCAGUGGGAAGCAGCGGGAAACGGUGCUGGAAUAAGGGAAUUUCCUGCAAAAAAGGGGAAGGUUGACAGCUAUGCCUAGGGCUAAAGCAGGCAUAGGCAAACUCGGCCCUCCAGAUGUUUUGGGACUACAACUCCCAUGAUCCCUAGCUGACAGGACCAGUGGUCAGGGAUGAUGGGAAUUGUAGUCCCAAAACAUCUGGAGGGCCGAGUUUGCCUAUGCCUGGGCUAGAGGUUACGAAAAGUCAUGGAGGGGGCAAGGAAAGCCAAACAUGGACCCUCAGCAGGAGGGAUUGGCUGUUGGGAAAGUGUGAAGGAGACUUUUUCAGGUUUAGCUGCCAGGCACAGGAUAUCUAGGGGCUAAUAUAGGCACUGGAGAUCAAAAAGCCAUAGUAAUGUUUCACCAUUCAUGACUGCUUGUUUCUAAUCUUCUAUGUGGAUAGUUACUGGCACAGAGCUAUGCUGACUAUAAAUGAACAGCAAGGGUAUCCAAAUACCUCAGUUGGUAGAGCAUGAGAUUCUUAAUCUCAGAGUUGUGGGUUCGAGCACCACGUUGGUCAAAAAGAUUUCUGCAUUGCAGGGGGUUGGACUAGAUGGUCUCUUCCCACCAUACAAUUCUACGAUUUAACGUCUGAAAUGGCACAUAUGUGAUUAGGAUUGUGUGUACUGAUUAUGAUGCAUUCAUCCCACAUGCUGCUACACUGUGCUAAUCCCAACCUCAUCUGUAUCACAGGGACAUCCUGACAGAAGCUUUCUUUAUCCCAACAGUAUCAGUGUAGUAAACGGCAGUGGUCGUGUUGGCAAUGAUGGAAGCGGGUGUUGUCUCUCACAAUAUCAGCAGCUUUUCAUUUUUUAUGUUUCUGCACGUGGUUUCAAAGUCAUGUUUAGUCUGCUCUUUAGACUCCCCAAAGGACCCCCUCCCCCUUAGCCCUACAGUAGAUAUCCUUUUGCUAAUAUAAUAUAUUACGAGAAAAAUAGUGAAUCUAAACAAUUAGCUUUUCAGAAGUGGAUGUGGAAGAGGUUUUGAUUAUGCCCAUAUUAUCUACUUAAAUUUCUGUUGGGCAUAUUGUCUUUGCAGAGGAGGUACCAGCGCUGCUAGCAAGAGGGAACAGAAUAGGCACAGCUGCUUCGGAUGAAGAGCUGAGGAUUGUCAAGGAGGUAACUGGGAUGCCUGUGUAGGAAAAGCACCAGAUAACACUGAGUUAUUGCGCUAAAAUUGCUGUGUUUUAUCAAAAUGUUAAGGCACAUUAUUUUAGACUACCUUCACCACCUAUUAGUGUGGAGCGGUACCUAUUUAUCUACUUGCACUGGCGUGCUUUCGAACAGCUAGGUUGGCAGGAGCAGGGACCAAGCAACGGGAGCUCACCCCAUCACGGGGAUUCGAACCGCUAACCUUCUGAUCGGCAAGCCCUAUGCUCAGUGGUUUAGACCACAGCGCCACCUGCGUCCCAAUGAAAUUGCCUCUUGGCAUCUGCAAAAUACGAAGGUGGGGAAAGGGGAUAGGCUGCACGAUGUAGGUGCCACAUAUAGGGAGUGACUAGCAGCAACCAAUGGGGAUAAAGGCCUAUUAUGCUUCUGAACUCUAUACUAUCUUCUGCUUCUCUGAACCAUCUCCCACAUAUCCCCUCUUUCUCAAUUUAUUUACCCACAGCUGUCUCUGCAGCCCCAAUCUCUAAAGCCUACUUUACAAAUAAUGAUAAGGAAUGAGUUGUUAAACCACAAGUUAACUAUGAGUUAUCCCAGACCACCAAACAAGCCAUGGCUUGUUUCUCCAAAGAGAGCCUGUGUGGUGUAGUGGUUAAGAGUGGUAGACUCGUAAUCUGGUGAACCGGGUUCGCUUCCCCGCUCCUCCACAUGCAGCUGCUGGGUGACCUUGGGCAAGUCACACUUUUCUGGAGUCUCUCAGCCCCACUCACCUCACAGAGUGUUUGUUGUGGGGGAGGAAGGGAAAGGAGAAUGUUAGCCGCUUUGAGACUCCUUCCGGUAGUGAUAAAGCGGGAUAUCAAAUCCAAACUCCUCCUCCUCCUCCUCCUCCUCCUCCUCCUCCUCCUCUUCUUCUUCUUCAUGGCUUGUUUCUCCAAAGUUUGGGUUGUUUUCUAGCUGCUCUUGCCUCAUGCCUCAUGGCUUUUAUAAUUCAGUGAGUGCCUGGGGUGCCAAACAAGCCAAGGUUAAGGUAGGGUGAUGGGUUCAUACAUAUCACCAAGCCAUAGUUAAAACAAACCAAAGUUAGUAAGCUACCCACAAACCAUAGAUUCAGAAUGUGCUUUGUUGGCAGUAAACAAACCAUUGUUAAGCUGCUGGCCUGGGUUCACACAUAACACUAUGCCAUUUUUUUAAUUAAUGCAACAUUUGUAAAGAAGAAUAUACAAGAGUUUGUGAUAGGGUAUAAGCCUAUGUGCAUACAAUUGUUGUAUGUGCAAAGGCUCUUCUUCAGUCUGUGGAUAUCAGGGGUGGGGCUAACAGAGAGAGCAAUGCAGGGGAGUCCAGGAACAUUUCUCACUAUGCACAGAAUAAAUACAUAAAAGAGAGCAUGUAAACUGUGAUGAAAACAUUCUUCUAUUACCACUCCUGCUUUUGAUGCACUUAUGUAGACCUUAGAUAUUUCUAUACUUGAGAAAGGGCUAUAAACAACGGGUAUUUGGAAUUUCCCUGGAGUAAACAAGUAAACAGGAUGGGGAGAAGUGGCCUACGAGGCUGUGCUAUGAAUGGCUGGUUUACCAGAUCACACCUAUCUACAAGUUUGUUACAUUAGUCACCUACUAAGCUUGCUCGAAAGCACAUCAAAGUGCAAGUAGAUAAAUAGGUACCGCUCCAGGGGGAAGGUAAACGGUGUUUCCGUGCGCUGCUCUGGUUUGCCAGAAGCGGCUUAGUCAUGCUGGCCACGUGACCCGGAAGCUGUACGCCUGCUCCCUCGGCCAGUAAAGCGAGAUGAGUCAGCCACAACUGGACCUAAUGGUCAGGGGUCCCUUUACCUUUAAGAUUGCAUUAAAGACGCCAAUUUUAGUGGCACUGCACAUUUCAAAAGUUUUACAUCUGAGUUACGUAAGCACCCUAAAUAUUUUAAAGGUAGUCUUGCUAUGGGCGUGGGGCCACCUCUAUACCAGCUCAGGUGUAUUAAAAAGAAAUCUAAGUAAAGUUAUCAUUUCCUUGAAAGUUAACCAGCUAAUGAAUAUUUAUUUUUAGAUGAGGUCAGAUGAAUGGACUUCCUUAGUUCCCAUCUCAAAGAUAAAAUCAGGAAACCUUGAGGCUGCCCGCAACUAUUUUGUGGCAACUUCGAAGCAAAAAUGGACACACUUAAGACUCAACAUAUAUCCAGGUAAGAUCCCUAUCAGAGGAAAUGAACCUGUGACCCUCCAGAUGUUGCUGUCAGUUAUCCCUGACUAUUAGCCAUGCUGGCUGGUACUGGUGGGAGUUGGAAGACAAUGAACAUCUGGAGAACCACAGCGAUGAAGCUGUACCACAGCUGUAUAUGUAACACCAUUUGCUCACAUUCUUUCCUUGUUAUUUCUGUCUCUCCCUUAACAAUAAUCAUAGCAUAUAUUAAGUUAUAUCCGCCGUAUAUUAUUGUAAAAUGUAACUACUAAAAAAUAUAGAAAUGUGCAUAUGCAUUAUUUUCUCUAAUCAAAAUAUGUGCAUCCUUUUCUUCUGGCAUGAAACCAGAAUUAAAACACUUUCCCCCUCCCAGAUGGUGGAAUUGCACGUUUAAAAGUGUACGGUACAAUGCAGAGAGAAUGGCCACUCUCUGGCCUGAACCACUUGAGUGAUUUGGUGGCAAUGGUGAACGGAGGUGUCUGUGUUGGAUACAGUGAUGCUCAGUUAGGCCAUCCUGGGAAUAUUUUAGGUAAGAAUCACACCAGGCUUUGUUUAUAGCCACUGAUUUGGUUUCAUGUAAUGCAGUCUGAACGUGAUGUUUUCGUGAAAUUAAGCUGUCAACUUUUUAGUGAACCGCUAAACAAUCCCUCACAAUUGUUGUUUAUGGGAAUAAUCCAUGAAAUACUAUGCCCAUUAAUGGCACUUAUGCUCAGUAAACCCAAGUGAAAUAAACAGGCAUGGUGCAAGCAGUAGUGUUUGGUGAAUUCCAUUCUGUUUUAGCUGAGAGUCCAAUGACAUUGGUUAAGCAUGAUAUUUUGCCCAGCUGAAAAUAAGUUUCUCCAGUUUAUAGGUACAGUAGAUGAAUGGGCAGAGCAAGGCAGAGAAUUUUGGAUAUAAUUUUUCAGAUCUAUUUUUCCACACUCCUCAUUUCCUCUAGCAUCAGGAAAUUGCAGUGGGUAGUGGUUCAACAAUUCAGCUUCCUUCUGAGGAGAAUGUAAUUUGUGGUAUUUCUUUUUCCCAAGACUUAUUACAAAGCAGGGGAACAGAGAACCACUAGUCUUUAACACAGUACAGUGGUACCUCGGGUUACAUAUGCUUCAGGUUACAUACGCUUCAGGUUACAGACUCCGCUAACCCAGAAAUAUUACCACAGGUUAAGAACUUUGCUUCAGGAUGAGAACAGAAAUCGCGUGGUAGCGACACAGUGGCAGCAGGAGGCCCCAUUAGCUAAAGCGGUGCUUCAGGUUAAGAACAGUUUCAGGUUAAGAACGGACCUCCGGAACGAAUUAAGUACUUAACCCGAGGUACCACUGUAUUGGUUCCCCUAAACAGCCUGUUCUUGGAGUCCUCUUGUUUCCCAUGACUGCUUUUUGCCUGGCAGUUAUAAAUCUUCAGACUCCUUUGCUAUUUAUAGUAGAAUUCCAAACACAUGGUCAUAGAAAAUGAAGGAAAAUAUAUAUAUAUAAAGGAACAGAGUAAAAAUCAUGUCUAGAUGAAGGAUUUGUAUUAGAAAGACCCAGCUAAAUAAGGUAUUUAUAUCUAUCUGCAAUAUGGAUGAAAAUCAAAUGUGAUCUGCCACGAACACUAAAUUCUGGGUUGCAAUAUUUAGUUAUUGAAUUAGUUUGAUUAAUUAAUUGAAAAUGGUUUUGUCAGCUACAAACAUGCCUCUUAUUAAUUAGGGAACCCAUAAGUACAGGAAUGUGCUUAGUGAAAAUUUUGACACCCUUGUAUUUGAACAGCAGGUCGAUAUGCCAUAUCAGAAACUCAUUUUGAAACUUCCCUCGAAUUAAUGUUCAAUAUGCACAAGUCCAAAUCCCUAUUGGGUAUGCAGAACUAAUUGUGUGGUUCUUUGGAACCUGGCUAAAACAUUUUUUCCCUUGGAAACUGUUGUUUUAUUGUUAAAGAAAUUUAAUUAAAAAAUCAUCAUUAAGUGACCAAUUACAAUAUUUACAGUUAAUUAGCUGAGGUUUAUCUCAUCAAUAGAUAGCCCUACUAAGUUCAGAAAAAAAUCACUUUAGAACAUAUAAAAUUAAGGAAUAAGGUGAUUCAUAGUUAAGACUUUUGAGUUAUUCUCUCUAUAUAGUGUCUCUAUUCUUUUGUUUUGGUGAUGGGUUAGGACCAGGAAGAGCAAAGUCCAUGAAAGAUGGAUGGGAAACAAGCAGAAGUCUGCAAAGGCCACCCAUUUUAAAGGUAAGAAACAAAUUAUUUAUAACAACUCCUAUCCAAUUCCUAAACAUAAUUCAUACACAGAAGAACACUGAUCUUUAGAAGCUGCAAUGAAUGUAAGAUUUUCAGUAUUCUUCAGCUAUUUCCUGUCAUUAAAGUGUUUUAUUGAUCUUUAUGAUGCUUCCCCCCCCCCACACAACAGUAUAUUGAAACAAUACGUUUCCAGACAAAAUGCAGUUUUUUGAGCGAAGGAGAUAACAUUGAAACUGCUGCGUAUUGGGAUCCCCCACAAAUGGAUAUUAAUAUACGAGUGGAUCAUGAGGGGGAAUCAACCACUAAAAAAAAAAGUCUUCCUUUUAAUUCCAGCUUGGUGACAAAGGAAUCUUACUUGUACCAGGAAGUGAAUGGGCAGUCUUUCGAUUGGGACAUUCAGGUGUUAUAACGCACAUAGAAAUAGACACCAGUCACUUUAAAGGUACAAAUUUCUUGUUAUGUUAGUCUUAUGUCAAACCCUCUUUACCUAGAUAACUCUGUGAAAAGUUUACUACUCUUCAAUGUGUUUCCAAAGAUUUUGGUCCAAAUAGAUAGAUAGAUAUGGAAGAUUUUGUUAAAAUUCAGCAGAUUUUGUUAUUUUAAAUCGAGCAUAAUGAAUGUUUUAAAAAUUUGUCCCUCCUUUCAAGUUGUAACAAUCAGGCAGAUGUUUUAAGAAGCAGACUGUAGUGGGUAAUAUUCAUAUUUCACCUUUGAAAAUGCCACAGGGUACAGUGGUGCCUCGCAAGACGAGUCUCUUCGUCUUGCGGGUUUUUUCGUCUUGCGAAGCAAGCCCAUUAGAGGUUUAGCGGCUUAGCGAGUCUCUUCGUCUUGCGGGUUUUUUCGUCUUGCGAAGCAAGCCCAUUAGAGGUUUAGCGGCUUAGCGCUACAGUAUUAGCGGCUUAGCCGGCUUAAAGAUCAGCUGAUAAGCGGCUUAGCCAUCAGCUGAUAAGCGGCUUAGCAUCAGCUGUUAAGCAGCUUAAAGAUCAGUUGAUAAGCGGCUUAGCAUCAGCUGUUAAGCGGCGUAAAGAUCAGCUGAUAAGCGGCUUAGCCAUCAGCUGAUAAGCGGUUUAGCGGCUUGGGAAAAAGGGGUGGGAAAGGAAAAAAACCCUGCAGGAACUCGCAAGACAUUUUCGUCUUGCGAAGCAAGCACAUAGGGAAUUCGUUUUGCGAAGCACCUCCAAAACGGAAAACCCUUUCGUCUAGCGGGUUUUCCGUCUUGCGAGGCAUUCGUCUUGCGGGGCACCACUGUAUUACUAUAUAAUCUGUGCAGUAUGAUCCUAAGCAUGUUUAUUUGGGGGAGGGGGGACCCUCUUAUCACUGAAUUCAGUGGAGUUUUACCUCAGCAAGUGUGCAAAGGGUUCCAACCUUAAAAUGCAACCAUAUAUCUCUUUACUCAGAAGUAAUACUUACUGAGUUGAAUGGGACUUCUUCCUGGGUAAGUGUAUAUAAGAUUGCAGCCCUAAUUUAUUUGGAAGGAACUAUUAGUAUAUCACAUUCAAUUAUUUUAUUAUAUUUUACUAUUAGGAAACUUUCCAGAUACAUUUAAACUUGAGGCCUGUAUUUUGAGUACAGAAGAAGAAAAUGAAUAUAAUGCACAGAAGUGGACUUUGAAGCAAGGUCCAAAAUGGAACACGCUGGUACCUGCAACAAAGGUCAGCUAUGAAUCUCUAGAUCAAUUGAAUAUGAAUAUAUCUGUAUUAUGGGUGGGAAGCACUUUACAAAAAGCAAUAUGAGUUCCAGAAAAACAAAAACCACAAACAUACAACACCCACAAAGCGUGUUCUCCUUCAUGGAGAGCACGUAUUGCAGUAGGGUCUAACAGGACACCCCCUCUUGGUUGCUGGGCGGGACCAUUUGGAUGGCAAUGACUGUGAUUGGGCCAAUUGGGGUUGUUGGGGGGAUUUUGAUGCUACCAUUUAGGGGGUUGGCCCGAAGGUUAUGUAUUCUUGGCAUGUAGCCAUUUUCAGUCUCUUUUGCUGCGUGCAUCGGAUCGCCCGCCCACCCUCCCUAAUUUAGGGUUGUUGCGUUUGACAUUGCUAUGCCUGUCAUGGGGUCGUCCGGUUUUUGGGGCAGGGGCCCGGUAGGAAUUUUGUCCAUUUGGCAGAUUGGCUGGUGCUAUUUGGUCUUUGCCUACUGCGUAGCAAAUCGUCACAACUCGUAAGGUUGCGGUUAGGAAUUGGUUAAUUUUUGGUUGGUGGAGGGGAUGUGGUUGGCAGUGCCUGCCCCUCCAAUGCAGCUGCUGCAAGGGAAUUCCGUUAAAGGAAUUGAGGGGCUUGCCAUGCUUUCAUCCAAAUCCCUAGUCUGGGGCUUGGGCCGCCCAAGCCCCCGGGAGCAUGAGGGGAGAGGUGAGGGUCUGGUGCCCGGCUCCAUUCUCUCCCCAAUAUUGUUUUCUCUUACUGGCUUUCGCUGGAAUCUGGAAGUCACUUCUGUCCCUGGACGGGGACAGAUAGUCGGAACCAAUGCCUACACAACCACUCACAUUUAUGUAUUUUAAUAAAGUUGUGGCCAAAAUUAUGCCAAAAGCCUUAAACAAAAAUUUUGUGUGAAUUGUGAUUUAUUUAGGGGGUGGCUUGGGGACCUUGACACGCAAGUAGACAAAAAGUAUAAGAUUGGAAUGAGAAUCUUUUCUGCAACUACUAUUACCAAAUUUAUUGUGUUCUUUCUCCCCCAGCUUAAACCUCAUACGAGACAUUUUUUUGAUGGUACUGCCAUAAAGAUGCUGGAUGUGUUUACUCAUGUGAAACUUACUUUUGCUCCUGAUGGAGGUGUAAGUAGGAUGCGUCUCUGGGGAUUUCCACGGGCCUUGCCAGACAUGAGGAAGUAAAAACGUUCUCAGGAAAAAAGGCUCUGCAGAAUUUCACUCAUGGUUAAUACAAGCCCGAAUACAAUUCAUCUAUCUGCAUUCAUUGAAUUAUUCCAUUUUUCCACAUCAUUGGUUCAAAUGCAACAAUUUGUUACGGUUGUACAAUAACAUCAUUUCUCUAGCUGAAUGAAUAAUUUACAUAUAUAUUUGCUAACAGGUUAUCGGAUUUGGAAAAUGGUAUUAUUUAUUAAACAAUGUUAAGAGGCAAUGAAUGCAGCUCUCGAACAGAUAGAGCACAUAAGGUAGAAAGGUUUUGUUUUUGUUUUUUAAAGCGCAGUUACAUAUCGAGCCGGUUAUAUUGUUUAGAGUGUUGGACUAGGAUUUGUGAGACCCGGAUUCAAAUCUCCACACAGCCAUGAAGCCUACAGGUUGACACUGGGCCGGUCAGACAUUCUUAGUUUCUUGCCUCGCAGGGUUGUUGUGAAGAUAAAACAGGGAAGCUGCAGAACUGCAUUUGCCACCUUGAGCUCCUUAGGUGAAAGGUGGGAUAUUAAUGUAAUAAUAAAUAACCAGAACUGACCCAAGGCAGUUUGCUGCCUGAUGUGUGGCACUGCAAAAGGCAUCCCCUGCCCUGUCAAUGUCAAUAGUACCCAAAGCAGAAAAUCGCACUUCUCCCCUCCCUGGCAAUAAGAAUAAAAUUUUAAAAACUAAGAAUUUAAUGGCACCCAAAAUCAGCUACCUGAGGUUUUCCCCUCAUUCUGCCUUGUGUGAGGACCAGCCCUAUUCAUUAAAAAUAAAAUAAAAUCCUAUGUGUAAUCUAAUUUUCAGUUUUGCUUACAUUAGUCCGGAAUAUCCAAAAUAUGUCCUCAUAUAUCCCAUUUAUCACAUAGAUGCCAUUUAUCACAGCCUUAUUCUAUGUUAACUUGGAAGUCAUUCCUGCUUGAUUUGAUUGAAGAAUUUGAGCAAGUGUGCUUAGGAGUGCAAUGUUAAGUGAUGCUGAUCACAAAUAGCUGAGAGAUUCUGGAACUAUUAAUUAUAAAAACAGAGCAAAACUGUAUUGAACAUCUGUGCAAGAAUAUGCUUCAGUAUGUUUGAAGAUUGUGUGCUAAGAAUCAAUCUUGCAUUAUUAUUAUUUUUUGCUUAGAUAGUUGUGCCUAUCUUUUCCUUUUGCCAUCUAAAAUUGAAUUAUGUUAUAAUAAAAGAAUACUUACCCUUC